CGAAAAGCCAUCAACAAAGUGAGGAGGUAAAGAGGUGGGAAUUCACGCUCUACUGGAUUUUUAUACCUGAUAGCCAUUCCCACGCUACACCAACCCAACCCAUCAUUAUCCAUGGAGCGCCACUAUCGGCAUCGAGAUAGCAUUUCGCGCCCAUCGGAGUCGAAAUCAAGAACACGGUCGCGCUCACGUUCUCGUUCACCUGACAGAAGCGAUAGACGAAAACACCAUCACCAUCACCAUCAUCGCCUUCACAGAGACCAUCACGACAGCCACAAGCAUAGACACAGACAUGGGAAGGCGGGCGCUCCCGCAUCGUCGGCCCCCAUCAUCCUCCCUUUUAAUGCGCAGGAGAUUUCCAAGCAUGAUCUGCGGUUCUAUGAGCCCAUGUUUGCCAUGUACUUGGAUAUUCAGAAGGAGAUUCUGUUGGAGGAUCUAAGUCCCGAAGAAGUUAAAGGGAGGUGGAAGAGUUUUGUAAGGAAAUGGAACCGUGGAGAACUUGCUGAAGGAUGGUACGAUCCCGAGACACUGCGAAAGGCGCGCAAAAGUGCAAAAGAGGGCGAAAGUUACUUUGCUGGACCGUCAAGACGGUCAUCGCCGGACUAUGAACAUGGUCGUGAGGAAGAGGACGAAGGCGAAGGCAGCCGGGUUGAUAGAGUCUCGAGGCAUCCUGAAGAAGAUAGACUCCGAAGGGCUGACCGCGAAGACCGCAACGAGGAAGAAGACGAAGAAGAGGACUACGGACCCGUGCUUCCAGAAACACAGGGUCAACAACUAAAACAUUCUUCCGGUCCAACAAUUCCAAAACUGCAAGACUUGGAGCUUCGAAAGGAAAUGGCAAUUGAAGAUGCCGAAUUUGCCCAUGAACAGUCCAAACUAUAUCACCGCGCGGCGGCGCGCUCUCAUCGUGAUGAAAUGAAGGAAAUGCAAGACUUUGUUGCUCCUCGCGCAGAACCAGGCACCCAUGAACGUCGUCUUGAGAAACGUCGGGAAGCGGCAGCCGCUAACCGGGCCUUUGCAGAAUCCUCGAGAAGGGGUGGAUCACCAGAGGCCGCGCCGGAUGAGGAAUUGAUGGGCUCUGGCGAGAACGAUUUGGAGGUGUUGAAGAAAGCACAGGAGAAAGAGAAGCGGAAGAAGAACGAGAGGGAGAUUCGCCGAGAAGAGAUUCUGCGGGCGAGAGCCGCGGAGAGGGAGGAAAGAGUGAAGAGGUAUAGGCAGAAGGAGGAGGAAACAAUUGGGUGGCUUAAGACUUUGGCGAAGCAGAGGUUUGGCUGAGGUUCAGCUUUCCUACUUGGUGGUGACAUUAACCUUGACAUAUAAACAAGGCGGCUUGGAUCAUUGUGAAUGGAUAAUAAUGCUCACUUUUGAUUUUUAUUCUAUCAAGAUUCCCAGCCCUGAACUAAAACAACAAAGACGAAAACGAACAAAAGGCCAGCGGCCUGCUAUCAUCACAUCAUGAAGUCCCCCAAUUCUAAACUCUCAACCGUUGGUUCCUAUCUAUCAGAAUUCCCAACCCUGAAUCAGAAUGAUAAAGAUAACACAAACAAAACGAUAACAACUAGUAUGAGAGGCCCACAUAGCAUGUCCGCCAUCCUCGGAUGCAGAGAAUGCGGUCGAUCUGUUCAUAUUCAGUGUUGAUGGAAGCAACCUCGUAGCCAAUUCCAGAGUAAAAAGCACAGAAACUUCAAAGUCGACCUUCGUAUUUCAUAUAUUUUUUAUGUCCAUUCUCAGCUCAACAGAUCCAACUCCCCUCCAUGACGCAGACGGACCAAGAGCCCUAGAUCCAUCAAGUACAGAAAGCAGCAUCUCAUGCUCACAUUGGGGUCACACCCAUAUCAGUAGGCUCGCUUUUUGUAAGCUCCCUGCGCAGAUUAUGCCGUAUCUUGGGCUUCUUCGCUUUUGCAGAGUGCGAUUUCAAACUCGGAGCCGACAAGUUAUCCGAGCGGCUUGUGUCAGUGUACAGCUCAAACGUAGAGAAAAUUUUCUUGCUAUUGUCAUGUGAAGUCGUAGUACUCGGGCGAAUAUUUUCGUUACUCCCGGUAGAUCUCAUAGUACCCCGCCAUGAAGUGCCGACACCUUGAUCACAAGUAGGUCUAUGUGCCUGAGAAUCCGUGGUCAAGGUUAGUUUAGAAGAUGGAAUGAAGUCUGGUACAUCUGGUUUCCAGACACUUUUCUUCGAGUGAGCGUCGUGAGCUUCUGUCGACUUCCCUCCGAUGUUCGAAUUGGAAGAACGAACUUCCUGGAGACUGGGACCUUCACCAGGAGAUUCCACCAGUUUAUAAGUCUUCUUAAG
Molecule: messenger RNA, 2290 nt
Organism: Monascus purpureus
Lineage: Eukaryota; Fungi; Ascomycota; Eurotiomycetes; Eurotiales; Aspergillaceae
Source: the annotation of a GenBank genome assembly